Spinacia oleracea (spinach) is the source of this 2600-nucleotide messenger RNA. Its product is annotated as probable Ufm1-specific protease. The transcript has 12 exons. Lineage: Eukaryota; Viridiplantae; Streptophyta; Magnoliopsida; Caryophyllales; Amaranthaceae. The record is from RefSeq and is a predicted model, not a curated record. Gene Ontology annotation, molecular function: deUFMylase activity. Bases 148 to 2097 code for a protein of 649 amino acids.
AUAUUUGAGUUGCUCUAAGAAUUCGCUAAUUCGCUCUUAAUCCCACGUAUGAAUGUAUGAUAAUUGCGCGUCUUUCUUUCAAGUUUCAAGUCUACACAGUCGACGCGAGCAGCGGAGCGAGCACACCUGCACAAGCUACUGAAAUCAAUGCCCUCGAUGGAUAACGGCAAAAGUGUUAGGGUUUUAUGCCCUAAGCUCAUCCUCACCAACAAUUACGAUGCACCUCUCCAAUGGCUGAUCGGAUCACCCUUUUUCCCUCAAUUCACCGUCGUCUCCACCGUCCGAUGUCUUCACUACUUGCCGUCCGAUCUCCUCUCUCCUGAUUUCUCCAAAGAGGCGGACGAUCUCAGGUCACUCAUAAUCAAAGGUUUUCAUGUAAUCGGAGCUCUGAUUAUCGGGAAAAAUGGCGAAUUGGUACAAAUUGCCAAGCAGGCGAUCAACGCUGCUUGUAAAUUGAGGGAGAUUUUGUAUAAUGGAGAGAAUUUGAGGAACUUUGAUGUAAUUGGCGGAGUUUCGGGUUCGAGUAGCGGUGAAUUGAAGUUCUUCGCUGCAAAAUGGGGGGAUUCGACGAAUGUGGAGGAUGUUGAGUGUGUAUUGUAUGAGGAGAAGGCGGGGAAUUAUCUUUGGGAGAGAGGUUGUAUGCUGAAAUGUGAACUUCCUAUCAAGUUACCUGUUUAUGUUCCUGCAAAUAAUGAUUCAGAUGCGGUGGACCGAUAUCUGCAAGCGAAUGAAGAACUAGCCACCAUGUUCAGAGAUCCUCAACUCACAUUCAUCCUGGAAGCAUCGGACAAGUCGUCAGGUGUUCUACCUCGUCCUGUUAUUGUUCGUGGUUCAGAUUUGGAGUUCCAAACAGACAUCUCCAAUAGUAAGCUUUUGGAUGACACCGCGGAAAAGUCUGAUGGAAAGUCAUUAUGUUGUUCAUACUUCUGUUUAGAGAGUAAACCGGCUGUGGAUGCUGAGAGUGCAGAUACUAUUCAGGUGACUGCCCUCUCAAAUAAGUCAAUCAUGUCCCCACAAUCUGUUGCGCCAAUGGCAGAGUAUUGUCCUGCUCCAGAGGAAGCGAUACUGAGGCUUGUCGAUUACAAACUGGAAGUUGUUUGUUAUGCUGUCAAAAGUCUUCCUCUCACACAUGCAGUUUCAAAGCUAAUUAUUCCUGCACUACUUGACCAGCUAACAACUAUGAGAAACAUUGUGGCACCCUCUUUCUUAGUUCAACAUCCUCAGAUACGGCCAUUCCACUUUUGUCCUCCUGGUAUUUUGCACCCCAUAACAGCUACUUAUGAACUGAGUUAUGGUGAGACAGAACUGAAGCAAGUUGAAGCUAGGAGGUCUCUUCAUCUUCGACUGGGUUUACCUUCUGAUCGCCCUCUCUUACGAAUUGCCAAUGCCCUAAAAGUUGCCAAGUCCACUUCCAAUGAAGGGAUUUCAUCCAAGAGGGGUUAUUUAUUGCUGAAGGAUGUACAUGCUGACAUUCCUAGCAGUGGGGUUUCUGGGGGCCUCGUGUCUCUGGUUCAAGGCUCUUAUGAGUAUCACCACUACCUUCAAAACGGUUUCGAUGACUCGGGAUGGGGAUGUGCUUAUCGCUCGUUACAAACCAUAAUCUCCUGGUUCAGACUCCAACAAUAUACUUCAAUUGAUGUUCCCACUCAUAGGGAGAUACAGGAGGCACUAGUCGAGAUUGGUGAUAAAGAUCCUUCUUUCAUUGGAUCACGUGAGUGGAUUGGUGCCAUUGAGUUAAGCUAUGUGCUGGACAAACUUUUGGGUGUUACCUGCAAGGUCAUGAAUGUAAGAUCUGGAGCUGAGCUUCCUGAGAAAUGUCGAGAGUUAGCCUUGCAUUUUGAGAACCAAGGAACACCCAUCAUGAUUGGUGGUGGUGUCCUCGCAUAUACACUUCUAGGAGUUGACUACAAUGAUGCAAGUGGUGAUUGUGCAUUCCUAAUAUUGGAUCCUCAUUACACUGGUGGUGAAGAUCUUAAGAAAAUCGUAAAUGGUGGUUGGUGUGGGUGGAAAAAGGCUGUUGAUAGCAAGGGAAAGAGUUUCUUCUUAGCCGAUAAGUUCUACAAUCUAUUGUUGCCACAAAGACCAAACAUGGUGUAGCCGUCUAUCUGGCAGUGAAAUUACCCUGCUCGCGAUUCCAGAAGAAAUGAAGAGAAUGGCAUUAUCAUUAUUGCCAGUUUUACCGUUCCUUCUUGGUCGUUUUACACUACAGAGCACCCCCAUUCGUGGGCAACGUUUUGAGGGUUAGCUUGACGUUGAUUUUAUACUGCACCCCCUAACUUUUCUUGUAGUUUAUGUACACAGUGUCAGUUUAAGCCGUGACAAAGGUUAGAGUGCAUUGGAGAUUUUACUUCUCUCCUGUAGAGACUUCGGAAUCUUCGUUAUGGUUGUCUAAGUCCUAAAUUAUUUCUUAAGAUGCUUUGCAGUUUCUUCUUUGUAAGUAUAUUAUACUUCUUCUGUAACAUUUGUGGUUCUUGGACCUUUUUUCCCUGGGAAUAGGCACUUGAUCGAACACACACACGUUAUUCAUAUCCAAAUUUGAAUCAUGUACGUAUACACUUUUAAUGAGAAUACAUUUUAAUGAUAAUACAUUUUCUUAAGCA